This is a messenger RNA of Durio zibethinus, 2112 nucleotides long. RefSeq names its product DUF21 domain-containing protein At1g47330-like. Gene Ontology annotation, cellular component: cytoplasm. NCBI's taxonomy places the organism in Eukaryota, Viridiplantae, Streptophyta, Magnoliopsida, Malvales, Malvaceae. Gene Ontology annotation, biological process: magnesium ion homeostasis; intracellular manganese ion homeostasis. The record is from RefSeq and is a predicted model, not a curated record.
CGAAAGAGAAAGAGUAAAACAGAAAAAAAAUGGCUUCAGACGUGUCCUGUUGUGGGGCUGAAUUCUCAUUGUAUCUGUUGAUAAUAGUGGGGUUGGUGUGUUUUGCUGGGUUGAUGGCUGGGCUAACACUGGGUCUCAUGUCUCUGGGUCUCGUCGACCUUGAAGUCCUCAUCAAGUCUGGCCGUCCUCAAGAUCGUAUCCAUGCCGCAAAGAUAUUUCCAGUGGUAAAAAAUCAGCAUCUUCUGCUAUGUACUCUGCUGAUCGGAAACUCCUUGGCAAUGGAGGCUCUUCCCAUUUUUCUGGACAAGCUUGUGCCUCCAUGGGCUGCAAUUUUGAUUUCUGUGACUCUUAUCCUCAUGUUUGGAGAGAUAUUGCCACAAGCUGUUUGUACUCGAUAUGGCUUGAAAGUUGGAGCAGCAAUGGCACCUCUUGUCCGUGUUCUUCUUUUUCUUUUCUUACCAAUUUCUUAUCCAAUUAGCAAGGUUUUGGACUGGAUGUUGGGUAAGGGACAUGCUGUCCUCCUACGGAGGGCAGAGUUAAAGACUUUUGUGGAUUUUCAUGGCAAUGAGGCUGGGAAAGGUGGGGAUCUAACUCAUGAUGAGACAACUAUCAUUGCUGGGGCACUUGAAAUGACUGAAAAGACUGCCAAAGUUGCCAUGACGCCAAUAUCAAAUGCAUUUUCCCUUGAUCUGGAUACAACUCUUGAUUUGGAAACGUUGAAUAAAGUAAUGACCAUGGGUCAUAGCCGAGUUCCAGUUUAUUAUGGAAACCCAAGAAAUUUAAUUGGACUUGUUCUGGUUAAAAAUCUUUUAACAAUUGAUUCAGAAGGUCCAGUUCCUCUCAAAAAAAUGAUCAUAAGAAAAAUCCCGCGGGUAUCAGAGGACAUGCCACUAUAUGAUAUUCUUAAUGAAUUCCAAAAGGGUCACAGCCACAUCGCGGUGGUAUAUAAGGAUCUGAAUGAGAGCAGAGAAUCAUUGAAGAAAGGUAAAGAGGGUGAACGACUUGAGUUUAAGGACAGCUGUAAGAAGGGAAGAGGUGAACCUGAGACAUCAAGAAAAGAUGAUCGCGAGGUUGGUGUAAGUACCCAAAAAUCAGGGCUUAAAUUCGACUCACAAGAUGUUCAGACACCUGUGACUAACAGUAAUGGAGGUCAACAGACAAAGAAGAAUCCACCAGCUACUUUUGCCUUUAAGAAGCGGCACAGAGGUUGUUCAUACUGCAUAUUGGACGUUGAAAAUGCUCCUAUUCCUGAAUUUCCAUCAAAUGAAGAGGUUGUUGGUGUUAUCACCAUGGAGGAUGUUAUUGAAGAACUUCUUCAGGAGGAGAUAUUAGAUGAGACAGAUGAAUACGUCAAUAUCCACAACAGGAUAAAGAUCAACAUGCACACAUCUUGGGACAAUGCUCCGAGUUCGAAUUCGACACAACCUUCUCCGUAUGACAGCAGCAUCCCGAGCGCUGCAUCAUCAAUGCCCGAGGGAAAUCUUCCUCAACAGUCCCCCGUCCCCCCCUACUUGGCAGCCCCUGGUACCACACCAACCCCUUCAGGCUCUAUCAGUACUACAAGAACAGGUUCACCUGCCAUAACACAUCAAGCUUCAGGAGACGACUCAUUAAAGGAUAGGUGAAACUUAAAGCUUUUUUUUUUUUUUUUCUUUAGACGCGAUAAUGAAAUAUAUUCUUAAGUUAGAAAAGAUACGAGCUAAGUUUUAGUUACUAGGUAAGAAACCAACGACAGACCCUACCUGGUUUUAGGCCGAUUGUCUGCUGGAUACAUGUAAUCAUAUAGAGAACGGCUUGUCUUUUGGUUUAAUGGAUAAGAACUCAAAUAGACAUCCCUCGAUAUAGAAUCAUAGAUAAUGAUUGAUUUGUGUAAAUCGCCAUGAAAUUAUUAGUUCCAUGUACUUCAAAGCAACCUAAGCAUGAAACUGAACUCUCCUUUGAAGAGAAUGGUGAAAAUGGCAAGUACAAUGGAGAAGCAAUGUAAAAGAUUUUUUAUUAUUUAUUAUUUUUUAUUUUUCAAAUUCUUGUAUGUAUUAGUUCAAAUGCAAAUACUGCAAACUAUAUCUGGAAGACAAUGGGAAGCUGAUUACAAGAAGAUCUAUCAGGACAUAC